This is a messenger RNA of Phytophthora nicotianae INRA-310, 1529 nucleotides long. RefSeq lists its product as hypothetical. Bases 104 to 1369 code for a protein of 421 amino acids. Gene Ontology annotation, biological process: protein dephosphorylation. Gene Ontology annotation, molecular function: protein serine/threonine phosphatase activity. NCBI's taxonomy places the organism in Eukaryota, Oomycota, Peronosporomycetes, Peronosporales, Peronosporaceae. The transcript is spliced from 3 exons. The record is from RefSeq and is a predicted model, not a curated record.
GCUUCAACGUGUUUCACUUCAACGUCACAACGAUACAUUUUUGUCCAAUGGUAGAGCAUUCUUGUCGUGGCCCCUGCUUUUUUGGUCCUUGCCGACGUCAAGCAUGCGACUUUUUGCAGCGCGGAACCUGGCGCGCUUAGCGCGUGGACAGAGCCACAAGUUCCAUGGCUCGACGCUGCGUCAUGCGCUGCUGCUGAGCGGUCUAGGUCUGUCCAUGCUGGCCCUCGCACACGGAGAGAUGACGGACAUGCGCUCUGCACACAUGGAAGCGCAGUGUGACGCUCGCUACGCGCCACCCGAGGUAGAAGGGGCCUUCUCUGUGCCGCUCGAGCGCGAGGAGUUCGCACCCAUCUCCAAGUCCCGUGCCACGCGCGUCAGCAGCGCGUCGUACAAAGCCAAUUUCCCCAUUGAGGACAAAUACGCCGUGGCUACGACGGACUCGGGCGACGUGUUCGCAACCGUGCUCGAUGGUCAUGGCGGCUGGCAAGUGUCUGAAUACGCUCGCAAGACGCUGAUCGGCAACGUGCAGAAGGAGCUGGCGUACUUGUACAAGCCGGGUACUAACGAGCCGGCUCAAGGUGACGAGGAGACCGUCUCGGAUGACCGCGUGGCUGCUGCCAUUCAACGUGCAUUCGGACGCACGGAUCGUGACCUCAUGGCGGAGGUGGCGUCGGCUUUCAAGCUGGGUUUUGGAGCGGUAGCCCGUUGCGGAUCAUGCGCGUGUCUGGCGUACGUGCACGAAGGCACCGUGUACGUCGCCAAUGCUGGUGAUAUUCGUGCAGUACUGGGAAAGCACGGUGAAGAGCCCGACACUAUCGCAGCUGAGCCACUCAGCAACGACCAGAACGCCAUGGUGAAAUUUGAGCAGGAAAAGCUCAUCAAGGAGCAUCCAGGUGAAGCCAACGCGUUCACUUGUCGCCAUCCGGACUCGUGCUACGUGAAGGGAGCGCUGCAGCCUACACGUGCAUUCGGUGAUUUCGCACUUAAGCACCCGGAAUUCAAUGGUCCGCCCUACAAGAACGGCGAUCGCUCUGCCGGCCGCCAUUUCUCGGCCCCAUACACGCCGCCAUACAUCACGGCUAUUCCGGAGGUCAAGUCGCACAAGCUCGCAGAGGGAGACAAGUUCCUCAUCAUUGGCUCUGAUGGUCUGUGGGACUAUCUCAGCAACGAAGAAGCCGUUGAAAUCGUGAAUGGCCAGGCUUCGUGCGGGAACCACGACCUGGCAGGCCGUGCUCUGGUUGAGCGCGUGCUUCAGAAGGCGGCGAAGCGAUACGGAAUGACGUACCAGGAGCUGUUGAGUCUGCCGCCUGGGAGUCACCGUCGCCGUCGCCACGAUGACACGACGGUGGUUGUGUUGUUCUUCGAUUAGAGUGAAUUGAGGCUACGUCUUGCAGUACUGAGUAGCCUUGAUGAACAUGAAGGAUUGCACAAUAGGCAAGCAUAAAGGCACAAAUCAAUCGAAGGAUCGAUAUUCUUCAAUACGAAGUUUACAUAUUGCGAGAAAAGGAAGACCGCGCUGGUCUACUGGC